This is a messenger RNA of Lemur catta (Ring-tailed lemur), 888 nucleotides long. RefSeq names its product olfactory receptor 10G8-like. The transcript has a single exon. NCBI's taxonomy places the organism in Eukaryota, Metazoa, Chordata, Mammalia, Primates, Lemuridae. Bases 1 to 888 code for a protein of 295 amino acids. Gene Ontology annotation, biological process: G protein-coupled receptor signaling pathway. The record is from RefSeq and is a predicted model, not a curated record. Gene Ontology annotation, molecular function: G protein-coupled receptor activity; olfactory receptor activity. Gene Ontology annotation, cellular component: membrane.
AUGUCAAAUGUGAGCCUUGUGACAAUGUUCAUCCUCACGGGCCUUCCCCAUGCCCCAGCACUGCACACUCCCCUCCUUGGAAUCUUCCUGGUGAUUUAUGUGCUCACUGUGCUGGGGAACCUCCUCAUCCUGCUGGUGAUCAGGCUGGAUUCUCGCCUCCACACCCUCAUGUACUACUUCCUCACCGUCCUGCCUUUCAUUGACAUGUGGCUGUCCACUGUCAUGGUGCCCAAAAUGCUGAUGACCUUGUCCUCCCCGGGUGGCAGGGCUAUCUCCUUCCACAGCUGCAUGGCCCAGCUCUAUUGCUUCUACUUCCUGGGGGGCACAGAGUGUUUCCUGUACAUGGUCAUGUCCUGUGAUCGCUACCUGGCCAUCACGUACCCACUCAGGUAUGCCAGCAUGAUGAGUGGGAGAACCUGUGCCCUCCUGGCCACCAGCACUUGGCUCGGUGGCUCUCUGCACUCUGCUGUCCAGACCAUAUUGACAUUCCGUUUGCCCUUCUGUGGGCCCAACCAGAUCCAGCACUACUUCUGUCAUGCACCACCCAUCCUCAAACUGGCCUGUGCAGACACCUCCACCAUUGAGACGGUCAUCUUUGUGAGCAUUGGGAUGGUGGCCUUGAGCUGCUUUCUCCUGAUAGUGCUGUCCUGUGUGUCCAUCAUCUGUUCUAUCCUGGGGAUCCGCACCUCAGAGGGGAGACACCGAGCCUUUCAGACCUGUGCCGCCCACUGUAUCGUGGUCCUUUGUUUCUUUGGCCCUGGUCUUUUCAUUUACCUGAGGCCAGGCUCCAGGGAUGCCGUGGAUGGUCUUGUGGCAGUUUUCUACAGUGUAUUGACACCUCUUCUCAACCCUGUAGUGUACACCCUGAGGAACAACAUUGGAUUUUAG